Messenger RNA from Oncorhynchus tshawytscha (Chinook salmon), 2480 nucleotides. Its product is annotated as low-density lipoprotein receptor-related protein 11. Bases 224 to 1669 code for a protein of 481 amino acids. The record is from RefSeq and is a predicted model, not a curated record. NCBI's taxonomy places the organism in Eukaryota, Metazoa, Chordata, Actinopteri, Salmoniformes, Salmonidae. Gene Ontology annotation, molecular function: serine-type endopeptidase inhibitor activity. The transcript is spliced from 7 exons.
AUCGCUGUGGAUGUCCUGCGCUACAGAUGUGCGCUCCCUGCGCAGUGUUAUCAUGAUACGGACAAACGGCCUUUAGCACCGCAUGUUUUUUAAAGAAGCAAAGGUGCUCACCUGUGAUUCGAGAUGAUUGGAUAUGAAACAAUAUGAUGCUUUUUCUUUUGCGUUAAAUGUUUUUUGUGUUGAAAUAAGGGCCUCUCAUCCGUCGUGAAAAUAGUUCUGGGGGAUGCCAUUUAACUGCGUAAACAUAAUGGCUUUGGCUCAGCAUCAUCGACUCAUUACGUGUGUGCUGCUGUUCUGUAUAGUGACUAGCAUUCAAACCCAGUUCUCUCAAACAUUAGACUUGAAACCUAAAAUAUCGGGGAUGGAGGAGCUCUUAGAGGAAUUCCGCAAGCAGCUCCAACAGGACCAGAAGUAUACCAGGGAGGAGGAAGAGGUAGUUGACGUCUGUCUGGCUGAUUUCAACGCCGUAGAGGAGCACAUCAUCCGAGCGACUGCCUCCAUUGAGCAGGGAGCCACCUUCCUCUCGGCUCCUGACCGGGUGUACAGUUGGAAAGACUGUCUCCAUGCCUGCUGUGCAGACCCUCACUGCACGGUGGCGGUGGUCCAAGAGGACAUGAGGCAAUCGGACGACAGCCUCAGCUGCUAUUUGUUCAGCUGCACCUAUAGAAAUAAAAACGUUUGUUCAUUCGCAGCACAGGCAGGGUUUAGCACCUACAGUCGGGCUCACAAUACAACAGGACACCUCAUCUCCUCCAGUGGCAAUGGAGAUGUGAACAAAUUGGUCAAUUUGAUUAGGAGACCUGAGGAAAACCCUAGAGUUGAUGAUGGCACUCAAAUGCCAGACAUGGACGAGCCGCCCCGCAGUAAUGCCGGCCAGGAUGUAGUUAUCCAGCUGCCCACUGACUGUGCGGUACUGGAUGGCCGGGACAGUGUGGCCGACCAUGGGGUCACCCGCUACGAAUGGGCCCUGGUGAAGGGUGAACCGGCCAUCAACAUGAAGGUGACCCAGCCAGGGUUACUGAAAAUCAGUGGUCUACAGGAGGGUUCCUUUACCUUCCAGAUGACUGUCACAGACACCGCGGGACAGAAGAGCUCAGACAAUGUCACUGUGACAGUGCUGGCUCCAGAACACCAAGCUGAAGCAGAGCCCUGUGCAGCGCCCCCUGCUGUGGGGCCAUGUAAAGGCAUCUUCCCACGCUGGUUCUAUGACCCUGUGGCUGAAGAGUGCAAGCACUUCAUCUACAGAGGCUGCAAGGGCAACCACAACAACUUCCUGCAGGUGGCAGACUGCAUCAAUGAAUGUAUAAAAAUAACAGGUCACGCUAACAAGCAAACGACAUUGGCACCUCCCCCCACCACCAAACACACAGAGACAGUCUUACCCAGUACAUUUCCUGCAGAGGCCCCUAAAGUGACCAUGAAGUGGCCAGAGAUCAAACCACUACCAGAGCGUGACAUGUUCCCAAUAUCCAAACCACAUUCAGUAAUGGGAGGACACCCAGGGCCUGAGUCAGGUGCUAUACUGCCAUUGGCUCUAGGCCUGAUUAUCACGGCUUUGCUGCUGCUCAUGAUUGGCUGUCGCCUGCGGUUGGUCCGCCACAAGCUGAAGAAGGCCCGACCCCUCACCACUGAGGAGUCUGAUUACCUCAUCAACGGCAUGUACCUGUAGCAGCAUAGACAGGGAUGAACGCUCCACAGAACUAGAAUGAGAGGUUCCAAGUCCCUUCAAUUCAUUCUAUUUAUAGGGGAAACCCCAACACUGUCAGUCAACUGUUGGCCAGGUGGAGUCUUCAUGAUUACCGAACAAACUUUCUACAUCACGACUGUGUACGACUUCUUCAGGUGCACUCGAUUUAGAUAACUCCACGUGCGAGGUAGGCGGCGAUCACUCUUUGGAAUGGUCCCAAAAGUGCAAACUCUACCCACAGCACUCCAGGUGAGCUAAAUCAAACACAGCUUUUAACAGGAAAUACAUGUUUUUGCCACUUGUGUACACUCACUUAGUGUACAAACUGAUGCUUGUCUGCACUUAGGUUUGGAAAGAGAUGCUUUCCUUUUUCUUUCACCCUUAGAUGUUAUUUUAAUAUUACAACAAAAUGUCAAAGUCAUGGAUGUAUAUUUUCAUGGAGAUAUAUGGUACUUUAUCCAUUAUGUAAUACACUUGCCACUGUUGUGCUAUGAUGCUGUAUAUCUAUUAGGCUUAGCGUAGAAUUUAACUUUUUACCAGACUACUUUGAAAUAUGGGGAUAGCGAGAUAUGUAAUUUAUUGUAAAUUCCAAUCAUUACUGAAAAUUAUUAUUUUGUUAUAAAACCAAGUAAUUCCAGAAAAGCCCAUAUCAAGCCAUAAAGCAUUCUAGGAUGUGUCUGAUAUGGUAUGUUGCUUUUCUUUAUCAUCUAUGUAGUUUCAAUGUUGAUGUGUAGAUGUAUCUCUAAAGUCUGUAUGCAGUUUGUGUGAGACAGUAAAGUUAACUCUUGAUCAA